Ichthyophthirius multifiliis is the source of this 1995-nucleotide messenger RNA. RefSeq lists its product as hypothetical. The record is from RefSeq and is a predicted model, not a curated record. Lineage: Eukaryota; Ciliophora; Oligohymenophorea; Hymenostomatida. The transcript has 3 exons.
AUGAGUAUUUCUUACAUUCUUUAAGAUUCAAACCGUUCAAAAUCUUUAGUAAAUUAUAUAUCAGGUCCUUAAAGACCUCUUUAUUUUAAACGUCCUUUAAUAUCAUAAAUAUUAGACAUUCCAAUAUACAUAUCUCAACCCAAGCAGAAAUCUCCAUUAUUACAGGCCAAAACAUAACAAGAUCUUCAUUAAAUAGUUUCAAAAACCCGUACAAUAGAAAUUCAAACCGACUACAGAGAAUCCGAAUGCCAAACAGACCCUUAUUCUCCCCAUAUAAUAGUCCAAAAUAUAGAAUAUUCGGAAGUAUUAGAUCUAUAGAAUUUAAAAUGGGGAAAAGGGCUUCCUUGUUCUAUUUUAGAAUUAGAUUAAAUCCAAUAUAAUCGUGAAUUGAGGUAUUUUAACGAAAGCUUGCCUCCUAUUUCGGACGAGGCUUCUUUUUAUUUAAGAAGGAAAUUAAUGGAAGAAUAAGAAUUAUAACAAUGGAAGAAAAAAGAGGAGGAAAUUCUUGAAUUUUAAACCGAUAAAAUCAAUCUUUUAUAAAAAGCUUUAAUUGAAAGAGAAAAAGAAGUCGAAAAUAAAAACUAUGAUCGCCUUUAGGAAAUUAAAAUGGCAAAAACAGAAAAUAAAAAUAGAUAGAUUGCCAAAAUAUAAAAACAGAAAAUCAAAAUAGUCCGAAAAAUGACAAAAGAACGUGAAAAAUGGUUCCAAAUUUAAAAGAAUCCCUCCAAUAAACGCAAUAUAAUAGAAGAAUACGCGAACUUUUCAUCCCAAGUAUACGCCGCAAUAACCCAUUAAGGUCUUUCUUUAGAUAAAAUAGCAAAUAAAUAUGAAAUAUAACCCUAAUAACUCGAAAAAUACCCCUAAUUAAACACUUUAAUAGAUAAAAUAAACCCCAAAGUGUUACAUAUAGACAUAAGUAUAUAAAAAGAAUUAAAAAAAAUCGACAGUUAAUACUCUAGAAGGGAGAUUAACCAUAAACAAGAAUUAAAUAAAGCUGAGAAAAUAAUAAAAAACAUCAAAGAUAAAUAAAAAGAAGAAAAGGAAAAUUAAAAAAACAAUAAUAAUAAUAAAUACUCUUUUAAAAAUCUUAAAAAUAAAAUCCGCCCAUAAACCCCUACUUGGGAAAACAAUGAGGAAAACCAGAAUUCAUAUUUAAGUCCAUUCCAAGAAUUAAAAGACUUUUUAUCAAAAAUAGCCUGCCCAAAAUAAUAAAAAGACAACAGAGCUUCUUAAAUUAUAUUUUUAUAAAAAAUGCUUAGAGGGAGGUCAACUUAAAAUAUCAUGUAUGAAGGAAAAAAGAAAAGAAUGGCUUUAAUAGAAGAAUUACUCGCAGUAUCUUAAAUUGAAAACCUACCAGAAAAUCUCCAAGAGGAAUUUCUAAUAAAUAAUCAUUAAAUAUUAAUGAAAAAGGCAGCUAUAGAAUCUAUAUAAGGUGAAAUUAUAGUAGAAACUUUAGAUUAACUGUCUAAAGAGUUACUUAGAAUUAUUUAAUAGAAAAAAAUCUUUAAAAUGGUUCAAGAAGCAGAAAAAACGAGAAAUUUAAGAUAAAUUAAUGAAGCGGGAAGAAGGUAAGCCGAAGAAAUAUUAAGAAAUAGGGAAAAUGUAUUACAUUAAUAGAUUAUGGCACUUAAUUAGGGAACUGUGGAUACUUAUUUAGAUACAAUUAUGAAGAAUGUAGUCGAAUUAUCUUCUGGAAGAUAGGCUAUUAUUAUGUCGAAUCUAAGAAAAUAAACUGUAAAUUUACCCUUGGAAAAACAAGAAAAUAUAUUUAAUAAUUAAUAAACUAUUAUUAAAAAUUUAGUUCAUUCAUUUUUAAUUCCAGAUAUUUAGAGAUAAAGAACUUAAUUAAAAAGUAAUAAAAAAAAUAGUAUAUAAAAACUAAAAUAUAAUAUAUAUAAAGUAUAAUAAGAAGAAAAGAAAUUUUCAGAAUCAGCUAAAAAAUCUUUAUAAAACUCUGUUUAAGGAGCAUCAUAAAAAUUAUAAAAAAGUAAUUGA